Messenger RNA from Dothidotthia symphoricarpi CBS 119687, 1407 nucleotides. RefSeq names its product FMN-linked oxidoreductase. Gene Ontology annotation, molecular function: FMN binding; NADP binding; NADPH dehydrogenase activity. Bases 1 to 1407 code for a protein of 468 amino acids. Lineage: Eukaryota; Fungi; Ascomycota; Dothideomycetes; Pleosporales; Dothidotthiaceae. The transcript has a single exon. Gene Ontology annotation, cellular component: intracellular anatomical structure. The record is from RefSeq and is a predicted model, not a curated record.
AUGGCACCACAAGACAUCAACCGCGGUGUCCCUAACAUCGACUACUUCACACCAGCACAUAUCGUCUCCCCUGGGUCGGUCGUGCCAGACGUCAAAUCUGAAAAGCCGACUCCAACACUCUUCAAGCCCCUUACCAUCCGUGGAACAACUCUCCGCAAUCGCGUCCUCGUAGCACCAAUGUGCCAGUACAGCACUGCACCCGACGGCCCCCAGAUUGGCGCUCUGACAGACUACCACGUCGUUACGCUGGGUCACUAUGCGCUCAAAGGUGCCGCCCUUGUCAUGGUCGAGGCUACAGGUGUCCAGGCCAACGGACGGAUCUCGCCAAACUGCCCAGGACUCUGGAGUGAUGCUCAGAUCCCGGCUUUGAGAAGGGUCAGUGAUUUCAUCAAGAGCCAGGGCAGCCUCAGUGCUAUCCAGUUGGCACAUGCGGGUCGUAAGGGAAGUACAUGUGCCCCUUGGAUUGCCGGAGAGCGAACUCAAGGAGGCAAGAGGAAGGUCAGUGUGAGGGCUGGAUUAGACGCCGGUGGAUGGCCGGAGAACGUGGUGGGCCCAAUGGGCGGUGAAGAGUGGACCUGGGACGAGAAGAAGCUAGACGAUGAAAGCGGCGGGUACUGCGCCCCUCGAGCUCUGAGCGAGGAAGAAGUCGGACAAUUAGUCCAAGACUGGGCCAGCGCAGCCAAACGAGCCGUCAACGCAGGAAUCGAUGUCAUCGAAAUCCACGGCGCGCACGGAUACCUCAUCCACCAAUUUCUGUCGCCCAUCACGAACCAGCGGACGGACAAGUACGGCGGGUCUUUCGACAACAGGGCCCGUGUUCUCGUCGAAAUCAUCCAAGCGAUCCGAGACGUCAUCCCUAAAACUAUGCCCUUGUACCUGCGCAUCAGCGCCACAGAGUGGAUGGAGGACACAGACCUAGGUAAGAAGCACGGCAGCUGGGACGUCGCGAGCUCGAUCCGCCUCUCCAAGGUGGUCGCACGUCUAGGCGUCGACCUGCUCGACGUAAGCAGUGGAGGAAACCACCCGCAGCAGAAACUCAACGCUUUCGACGCAAAGGACUACCAGACACGCAUUGCGUCGCAGAUCCGAAGGGAGCUCAGGAAGGAGGAUCUGAGCAUGUUUAUCGGCGCUGUGGGACUCAUCACCGAGGCCGAGCAGGCUAGGGGCAUUGUCGAGGAGGGUGCUUCGCGUCCUGCUCGCGCCGCGGCUGUCGAGAUGGAAAAGGAGGCCCAGGCUGCGGUGGGCAUGACGGAAGCGACUGAUGGGGAAGAUCCCAUGGCCGAUGUUAUUCUGGUGGCGAGGCAGUUUAUGCGCGAGCCCGAGUGGGUGUUGCGGGUUGCGUGGCAGUUGGAUGUGGAGGUUGCGUGGCCGAAUCAGUUCUUGAGGGUUAGGUUUCCGAAGUUGUGA